Neospora caninum is the source of this 648-nucleotide messenger RNA. RefSeq lists its product as hypothetical. Gene Ontology annotation, biological process: AMP biosynthetic process; ATP biosynthetic process. The coding region runs from base 1 to 648 and encodes 215 amino acids. Gene Ontology annotation, molecular function: bis(5'-nucleosyl)-tetraphosphatase (asymmetrical) activity. Lineage: Eukaryota; Apicomplexa; Conoidasida; Eucoccidiorida; Sarcocystidae. The transcript is spliced from 5 exons. The record is from RefSeq and is a predicted model, not a curated record.
AUGCUGAGGCGGAAUGUUGGUUUGUUCUUAAUCCCCCUCGUCGAGAUUCACCACCUCGCCUUCAACCGCCUUCUGUCAUCGCCGCCUCCCGCCAGAAAAAGUUUGCCCUUCCUGGCGCAAGCUCCAAAGUUCCUCUCAAAGCACUCGAACCGGAUGGCGAACAACGCAGAACAGUCAGUCCCCGUCGAGACCCGCGCCGCUGGGUUUCUCGUGUACAGGGUCGACGAGAACAUUGAGGCGCCGGAGCCGAGCAAAAUUCAGUUUCUCAUGAUGAAAGCGUCCUACGAACCCUUCCACUGGACACCGCCAAAAGGCCACGUCGACGGCGCAGAGAGCCCGUUGGAAACGGCGCUGAGAGAAACGCGAGAGGAAGCAGGAUAUGCCGAGCGCGACCUCGUCGUUGACCCCCAUUUCGAAAGAAGACUGCACUACGUAGCACGCGGGAAGCAAAAGGAAACGAUUUACUACCUUGCUCGCCUGCAAGACUCUUCCAAGGCGGUCACCCUAUCUGACGAACAUACAGAAGCGCGGUGGUUGAGUGCCGAAGACGCAGCAGCUCUUGGCGGUUUCGAGGACAUGGCCAACCUCCUGCGAGACGCUGACGGGUUCAUUCGAAGUUCGAUGAAGAACGGCAACCGGCAGAGUUGA